CAUGGCUUUAUGUUACGUUAUCUGAAAAUUACAUUCCAGAAGUUUGUAAAUAAACAAAAAUUGUUUUUGAGCUUUUGAGUUGGCAGCUGGCAGAAAGUACACAUUUAAAAAUCGUGACAUACCAGCUGCUUGAUUUAUCUGCUGGAUACUCACUGAAGUUGAUGUACCUCUUCCCUCCUCAUUCUUUUGGAGUAGACAAUAAAUGGAAGCAGUGAUAAUUUGGGCUUGAGGGCAGGAUGUGGCUGUUGUUACUUAGUAAAAAUUCUCACACAAACAGGGGCUUAAUAAAUGCUUUUGAGAGUAAGUAGCAGGUUUUGUUUUCUCCAUAGAAUUAAGUUUCUAACUUUUAAGCAGGGCAUGGUGGCUCAUGCCUGUAAUCCCAGCACUUGGGAAGCUGAGGCAAGAGGAUCAUUUGAGCCCAAGAGUUUGAGGUUGCUGUGAGCUAAGAUGACAUGGCGCUCUAUUGAGGGCAACAAAGAGACUCUGUCUUAAUAAAAAAAAGAAAAAAGGAAUACCAGAGGAUUGUUAUAUGAAGAAGUAAAAGGGAAGAAUGCUUUAAAGAGAGAAGGGUUUAGCACUGUCAGAUAGUACAGAGAAGUCAAAUAUGACGAGUACUGAAGUGGUAGAAUAAGGACAUUUAUAGUGACCUUGGUAAGAGCAGUUUCAAUAGAGUGUUCAGGGUUGAGGCCAGAUUGUGGUAAACUGGGGGCAUUGGAUGUCAGGUAUAGAAGGUGAGGCUAGUCAAUGUGAAUAGCUCUUAAAAGAAGUUUGGCUAUGAAAAAGGAAAAAAAAAACUAAAGUUUAUGAAGCGUGGGUUUCUAGAGUUAUUCUUUAAAGACGGGAAAAAGCCGAUGAUUUAUUCCCUCUUAAGAUUCGUUUCAUAAAAAGGACACUUGCACUCAAAUGUUUAUAGCAGAGCAAUUCAUAAUUGCAAAGAUGUGGAAACAACCCAAGUGUCCACAAAAGCAUGAAUGGAUUAAUAAAAUGUGGUGUGUGUGUGUGUGUAUCAUGGGGUACUACUCAGCCUUUAAAAAAAGGGUGAUGCAAGGGUAAAGGUCAAAUCUAUCAUAUUGAACACAAAUGUCUUAACACUGAUAAAAUAAAUGAGGUGAAAGCUAUGUUAAGUAGUAGGAUGUAAGCACUCCAAUUUGUACAAAUAAUCAACAUAUUGAAUCCCACAAAGGCAUAAAUGUACUCAUGAUCUAUGUAUAUAUGACUUAAUAAUAAUAAUAAUAAUAAUAAAAUGGUGAUGUAGAAUCUUUUCUGAUGGUGGUGUUCUUCUAAGUGAAACAUCACAAGAAUGAAGGAACAGGUGUUGCUCUGAAAGGCUGAAGUAGAGAUUGGACGUACCUUCCAGGGGUUUUCAAAUGCAUGGAGAUUGUAAAAGAAUCUCUCAUGUUUUUAAAAUCUCAUCCAUCAGAGCACUUGAGGCUGGAGGUUGUGGUGUUUGCAGGUUGGAAGUUUGAGUUUGGAGCUUCAGCCAGGAUGAUUGAGGUUGUUUGCAACGACCGUCUGGGGAAGAAGGUCCAUGUUAAAUGCAACACCAGUGACACCACUGGGGACCUUAAGAAGCUGAUUGCAGCCCAAACUGGCACCUGUUGGAACAAGAUUGUACUUAAGAAGGGGUACACGAUUUUUAAGGACCACAUGUCUCUAGAGUAUUAUGAAAUCCAUGAUGGUAUGAACUUGGAGCUUUAUUACCAAUAGAGCAGACUUCCUUUCUCCUGCUCUACCAUUCUUUCCUCCCACACUGGUAUGAAGGCUUGUUUUUAAAAACUCACAUUAUAAAGGAGUCGCCAAGGGCCAGGAGGGAAUAUGCCCAAGUUUUGUUGUGACAACUGCGAUAACACAUCUCACCCGUGACACUCCAUUUGUGAGAAAGACACGCUGCAGUGGGAGAAAACACAAAGAGACUGUGAGGGAACUAUCAGAAAUGGAUGGAGGAGCAGGCCCAGAGCCUGCCUGACAAAACAAUAGCUGCGUUUCAACAAGGAAAAGUACCUCCUACUCCACUCUCUGCUCCUUCUCCUGCAGGGGCAAUGAUUCCACCUCCCCCUAAUCUUCUGGGUCCUCCUCAUCCUGGCGUGCGUGAUGCCAGCACCCCAUGUAUGGGGCCCUCCCAUCAUUUUGGUGAUGGGUCUUCCUCCUCCUGGGAUGAU
This is a messenger RNA of Nycticebus coucang (slow loris), 2159 nucleotides long. RefSeq names its product ubiquitin-like protein 5. The transcript has a single exon. The record is from RefSeq and is a predicted model, not a curated record. Gene Ontology annotation, molecular function: protein tag activity. The coding region runs from base 1372 to 1707 and encodes 111 amino acids. Gene Ontology annotation, cellular component: nucleus; cytoplasm. Lineage: Eukaryota; Metazoa; Chordata; Mammalia; Primates; Lorisidae. Gene Ontology annotation, biological process: protein modification process; mRNA splicing, via spliceosome.